AUUUUUUGGCACAGUUUUUAUGCUCUUUUUUAUUUCUUUAUGGGUGUAAUAUGCAUAUCGUGUAUGCCUUUUAUGUCAUUGUGCGAUUCUGCAACUUCAAUGUUGUUAAAUAUCCAAGUGACUGCUGCUUAUUUGCCAUUGCAAAGAUGUUGAUGUUGCGAAAUAUCUUUGAGAUAAAGGCCAUCUGGGAUAGAUGCUGUUAUAGAAAUCAAUUAAUUAACGAAGUGCUGCUAAGACAAUUUCAUGUUGCUGCGUAGGCUGGAAGGAGCUCGUGUCUAGUUUUCUUGCAACUUAUCAACAACCUUGCAACAUGAUUCUUGCCUAUUGACCAAGCCAUAACCAAUUUGCUGCCAGCAGUGGCAUUAGUUUCCCUAUGCAAUCUUGCUCUAACAUGACACCCUUUUGUUGGUUAACUAGCACCAAAGAAGUGGCUAAAGAUAGCAUCAACUUGCAACAGAGACACAGAUAGGUCACUGGUGGGGCCAAGACAUGGGUUUCAAGAAAUGUUGCGAGAGUGCAUCCAGAAUCAGGGGAUUAAGGACAAUUUAACAGUAGAUGAGUAUGUUUGUUGCACACUGGACUCCUUUACCGACAUAUCUCCUAAGUCCUAACAACCCCUUAUAGAGUCCUUGACCGACAUAUCUCCAAACAACCCCCUAUAGAGUCCUUGACCAACAUAUCUCCUAACAACCCCUUAUCUAUCUAACUUAACUUGAACAAACUCAAUCUUAAACCAAACUAACUUGAUGACAACUAACUUGACGAGAAAGCUUUUGUGGCCAACAUUCCCUUCUCUCCAGAGGGUGCACGAUGCCUUCUGUGGCCAAUGUUCCCUCCUUUCUAGAGGGUGCACAAUGCCUGUGGUGAUGCUGGUAUGGGCGCUCCAACAUGACAGAAGUAUGGUUACUGUUACAUUUUUUAAGCUAAUGUUCAGAUAUAUAUUGCCAAACUUUAAUGAGCGCUGGUGGGAUGGCAUUAUAUUGGAUAUCUUGAUCUGCAAUUUAAGUUCAUCAGUAUGUAGAAUUAUGCAAUUUAAAAGCAAUCAACCUGUUUGUUGUUUGUGUGAUUUUUAUGCGGUUUCUUUGCAUCAGAUCCUAUCAACUAUAUCCAAGAGUUAGAAAGAAAAUCAAAAAUAAUACACGUUUGGCAUACUUCUGACAUCACAUUAUUUGUCUAGGAUAAUUAAUAUUAUGUCUCUUGAUGCCUAGAAAGUAAACUUUCCAUUGAAAAAUCAAGUCUCAACCUUGUUGAAUACUCAUGGCCCUAGUAACUCUGUUGCACGGAUACGUCAGUUUAGUAGCGUAUCGCGUAUCCGAUACGUAUCGGGUACGGAUACGCGAUGGAUACGUAUCCUCCGAGUAUCCGAAUUAUUAUUAUUUUCGCGAAUAUUGGAUACGUGGGCCGAUACAUAUCAGGCCUGAGGAUACGACCCAGCCCACUAAGAAGGGUCCUUAUCUCCCCGACGCCCAACCUGCCGCACGCCCCGACGCACCGACGCCCUAACCUCCUCGCGCCGCAUCUCCGCCUGGGGACGAGCCUCCGCCUCCGCUCGCCGGCCGCCAGCCACCGGCGACGAGCCUCCGCGUCGGCUCGCCGGCGACGAGCCUCCGUCCCUUCUCACCCGCCGGCCGCCAACGACGAGCUUCCGCCCCUGCUCGCCGCCCCUGCUCGCCUGGUAACGAGCCUCCGCCUUUGCUCGCGGGCCGCCGGCCACUAGCGACGAGCCUUCGCGUCGGCUCACCGGCGACGAGCCUCCAUCGCUUCUCACCCGCCGGCCGCCAACGACGAGCUUCCGCCCCUGCGAUAUGGAUCCAAGCUCCAGCGAACUCCCGUGAGCUAAUCCACUUCCCCGUUCUCGAUCUCCUCUUCUUCUUCAGUUCGUGGCCGCUUGUUGCUUGAUUUCUUUGCUCCCCACUUCGUCUUCCUGUCCCCAUUCUCGAUCUAUUAUAUUUCUGCAAUGCAGACACGCAGUUAGUGACUUCUUGUUGCUUGAUUGCUUGUAUGCAGUAGAUGGCAUCCCCAAAUAUGAGUAGUGCUAGUGCAGGUGCAAGUGCAAGUGCUAGUGCUAGCAUAGGAUAUGAAGCCACACACACAAUAGACAUCAAGGCUCCACUUUGGGAUCAUGUCACCAUUCUGGAGAAGGCUAAAACUGGUGGAGGAAAUACUUUAUGGCGCUGCAAGUACUGUACAAUGGAAAAACUGAGUAGUUACACUAGAGUUGAAGCUCAUUUGCUGCAGAAGGGAAGACUGGGAAUAAGUAAAUGUCCUAAUGUUACAUAUGAAAUGCUUAGUGACAUGAGGAAGGAAGUUGAAAGGUGCAAGGAUUUGGUGGAAAGAUCGAAGACAAGAACUGUUUCUUUGCCUACUGCUCCUUCCUCAAGCAAUACUGCUGACACCAACAAGAGGAACAAGAGGGGGCCUGUUUCUGCAUUGGAAAAAGCUUGGGCAUUAGAAGACCGUAAGCACUUGGAUGCUUUAAUUUGUAGAGCAAUUUAUUCUGGAGGAGUAUCUUUCAAUUUUCUGAGAAAUCCAUACCUUCGAGAAGCCUUUGCCUUUGCUUGCAGCCGCAACAUGCAAGGUUAUUUGAUUCCUGGUUACAACAGAGCUAGGGAGGGACUUCUGAAGCAAGAAAGGAGGCACCUAGAGACUUUGUUGGACAGCACAAAGAGCACAUGGGCUGAGAAGGGAGUCACAAUCUGCUCUGAUGGUUGGUCAGAUCCUCAGAGGCGACCAAUCAUCAAUUUUGUUGCUGUUUCUGACAAGGCACCUAUGUUCUUGAGGGCUGAUAAUUGUGAAGGUGAGUACAAAUCAAAAGAAUACAUUGCUGAAAAGUUGAAGGGUAUAAUUGAAGAAGUAGGUCGACAAAAUGUAGUGCAAAUCAUUACAGACAAUGCUGCAAAUUGCAAAGGUGCUGGUCUCAUAUUAGAAUUUGAGUAUGAUAACAUAUUUUGGACACCAUGUGUUGUGCAUACCCUCAAUCUUGCUUUGAAAAGUAUAUGUGAACCUAAAAUACGAGACAACCCUUCUGAUGAAGAAAUGGUUGUUUGGAGGGAACUUGAAUUUAUGCAUGAUGUUAAAACUGAGGCUGCUCUGAUAAAGAAUUUCAUAAUGAAUCAUGGCAUGCGGCUUUCAAUGUUCAAUCAGUUCAGCCGUUUGAAGUUACUUUCUAUUGUUGAAACAAGAUUUGCCUCUGUUGUAUGUAUGUUGAAGCGGUUUGUUGAUGUAAAAACAGCCCUCCAACAAAUGGUGAUUAGUGACAGAUGGAGUGUGUACAGAGAAGUCAGAGAUGAUUCUCCAACUCCAACAGCCCAAAUUGUCAAGGACUUGAUACUUAGUGAUGUAUGGUGGGACAAGGUGGACUUCAUUCUUAGGAUUACUACUCCUAUAUAUGAAAUGAUUCGUAUAACAGAUACCGACACUCCAUGUCUUCACUUAGUUUAUGAGAUGUGGGAUUCAAUGAUAGAGAAAGUGAAGAAAGUUAUAUAUCGAUAUGAGGGCAAGCAAGAAGAUGAAUCAUCAGACUUGUACUCAGUUAUUUAUGACAUAUUGAUUGCUAGGUGGACAAAAGGAAAUAAUCCACUUCAUUGUUUAGCUCAUUCACUUAAUCCAAGAUACUAUAGCAAAAAGUGGCUUGAAGAAGGUGUUGGCCGUGAACCACCCCACAAGGAUAAAGAGGUAUCAAAAAUGAGGAUGGUUUGCUUUAAGAAGUUCUUUCCCAUGCUAGAAGAGUUGGCUAAAGUAAAAGAAGAGUACUCAAGAUUCUCUAGUUGUUCAGAAGAAUUUAAUGAUCCUGACUCAAUCCAUGAUAGAUGGGCUGUUUCCCCUAUGACUUGGUGGACAAAUCAUGGACAAUCUGCUCCCUUAUUGAUGAGUUUGGCCAUGAAAUUGCUUAGCCAACCAGCCUCAUCUUCUUGCUGUGAAAGAAACUGGAGCACCUAUAGUUUUGUCCAUAGUGUCAAGAGAAAUGCCUUAACUCCAGAGCGUGCAGAAGAUUUGGUCUUUGUGCACUCAAAUCUGAGGCAUCUGUCAAGAAGAACUGAAGCAUACAAGUCAGGAGAGACAAGGAUGUGGGAUGUAGGAGGGGAUUCUUUUGAUUCACUUGGUGGUAUUGGCAUUCUUGAAGUGGCUGACCUGUCCCUUGAUGAACCUGAAUUGCAAGCUGUGACUUUUGGUUUGGAUGCUCAGGAGGUUGAUGUUGUGGAAGACAAUGAGACAAAUGAGUAAUAGGAACUUGCUGCUGCAUGAAUUGCAAACCUGAAUAGGCUGAAUGCCUUUUAUUGCUUUUCCUAAAUUUGAGACUACUAUAUUUGAGACCUUCAGACCUGCUGUUCUGUAAUAAUAGUACACUUAAGUAGUUAAUUGUGAGGUUUUAUUGCUAUCAGUUUUAA
Molecule: messenger RNA, 4388 nt
Organism: Panicum virgatum (switchgrass)
Lineage: Eukaryota; Viridiplantae; Streptophyta; Magnoliopsida; Poales; Poaceae
Exons: 2
Coding region: 2011-4224 (737 amino acids)
Molecular function (GO): protein dimerization activity
Source: RefSeq, a predicted model, not a curated record